Messenger RNA from Phacochoerus africanus (Common warthog), 1175 nucleotides. Its product is annotated as equilibrative nucleoside transporter 3-like. Gene Ontology annotation, biological process: nucleoside transmembrane transport. Bases 16 to 1101 code for a protein of 361 amino acids. Gene Ontology annotation, cellular component: Golgi apparatus; plasma membrane. The record is from RefSeq and is a predicted model, not a curated record. Gene Ontology annotation, molecular function: nucleoside transmembrane transporter activity. The transcript has 3 exons. NCBI's taxonomy places the organism in Eukaryota, Metazoa, Chordata, Mammalia, Artiodactyla, Suidae.
CCCCUGCCCGGCGUGAUGCCUGAGGGGGUCUCUAACUGCCUCUGGCAUCCUCACCGUAGGGUUCCGCUUCGUGUCCGCGUGCUGGCCUCGCUGACUGUCAUGCUGUCCAUCUUUGUGAUGAUGACGGUGCUGGUGAAGGUGGAUACCUCCUCCUGGACCCGCAGCUUCUUUGCCCUCACCAUCAUCUGCAUGGCCAUCCUCAGCGGCACCUCCACCAUCUUCAGUAGCAGCGUCUUUGGCAUGACUGGCUCCUUCCCCAUGAGGAAUUCCCAGGCGCUGAUAUCAGGAGGAGCCAUGGGGGGCACCAUCAGUGCCGUGGCCUCACUGGUGGACCUGGCGGCGUCCAGCGACGUGACGGACAGCGCCCUGGCCUUCUUCCUGACGGCGGACGUCUUCCUGGCGCUCUGCAUCGGGCUCUACCUGCUGCUGCCACGGUUGGACUACGCCAGGUACUACAUGAAGCCUGUUUGGCCAGCCGUGUUUUCUGGUGAAGAACAGCCACCCCAGGACUCCCCCAACCCCUCUUCAGGGGCCCCCAGAUCCAGUGACUCCUCGACACCACCCCUCCGCCCCAUCCUGAAGAAGACGGCCGGCCUGGGCUUCUGCAUCAUCUACCUCUUCUUUAUCACCAGCAUCAUCUUCCCCGCCAUCUCCACCAAUAUCGAGUCCCUCGGCAAGGGCUCCGGCUCACCAUGGACCACCAAGUUCUUCGUCCCCCUCACCACCUUCCUCCUGUACAACUUUGCCGACCUGUGCGGCCGGCAGAUCACCGCCUGGAUCCAGGUGCCGGGGCCCAGAAGCAAGGUGCUCCCGGGGCUCGUGCUCCUCCGGACCUGCCUUGUCCCCCUCUUCAUGCUCUGCAACUACCAGCCCCGCGUCCACCUGCAGGUGGUGGUCUUCCAGUCCGACGUGUACCCGGUGCUCUUCACCUCCCUGCUGGGGCUCAGCAACGGCUACCUCAGCACCCUGGCUCUCAUUUACGGGCCCAAGAUCGUGCCCAGGGAGCUGGCCGAGGCCACAGGGGUGGUGAUGACCUUUUACCUGUGCUUGGGUCUGAUGCUCGGCUCAGCCUGCUCUGCCCUAAUUGUGCAUCUCAUCUAGGAGGGGCGAUGGCUGGACCUUGGUGCCACGCGAUGCCCGGGAGCCUCGGCGAGAAGGGGAGGAAAUGCCGGGAG